ACUCAUUUGCUUGAAUUGGUGAUAUUCUGUUUAUCGGGGACCGCCCCAAAACACUUUCAAGCAAAAAGGAAGGGGUGAUCGUGUUUAGUAUAGCAAGAACGAUUAGAAGCCAAUCAGACAUAUCUAAUCACGGCCUUCUUGCGUAGUUCAGUGUGCGUGCAUCUGGUCGUUUGGAAACCCUCUGGAGUUUUUUUCUCUCUUCGCGACCCCAACUCCCCGAUGCAGUUGACAGAACACAACCCACUUUAGUCGGCAGUUGACACGCCAAUAUUGCGGUGGAGCUUAAUACAAACAGGAAGUAAUAGACGAUCGUGUUCACGUGCGUGUGUACAGGUAACACAGCUCAACCCCGGAUCGUUGGAUUUGUAUGAGACAAGCUGGGGAUGGAUUUGUUCGAGUUGAGAGCAAGACAAAUAUUGGCGUGAAAAGAGGAGGCGCAUCGACAUCUCUCAAUGUGCCCUCAUUCUGCCUUGUUUGGCGGUGCGUGAAAAGCCUGUCGACUCGACUCAAGAACCUGGCAGUGUGUGCCGGGUACACAUUGAAGUUUACACAGAGCAGCACGGCACUUGUCAAUUUGGGAAAGCCGGAUUCACACCUUAUGGUCAGCACUCGACGCUGGCAGUAUUUGUAAUUAACAGACAGAGCUGCAGCCGCAAACUUCGAAGUUUCAAACGUUAAAAUAAGAUUACCGAUUCCCUGUGGAUUUUAUUUCAGUUACAUUAUCAGACACACCGGUUAAACCGGCAUUGGUUUUACGAAAAUGCAUUUUGCUGUUAGAUUUCGGUAUUUGUUGGCGGUGAUGUUGAGUGGGAUGUGGUGUGCCAGAUCGGACGCGCAGAAUUUGAACAUGUUCGCGGCUCAACAGAAUCAGCCCGACCCGUGUUACAGCGAGCCAGGCGGUCAGCCCCGGCGCUGCGUUCCCGAUUUCGUCAACGCUGCGUUUGGGGUUCCCGUGGAGGCGUCAAGCACCUGUGGAACGCCGCCCAGUCGGUUCUGCGCAUUGUCAAGCGGGGAUGAAGGUGAGCGACAGCGGAACUGCUUCGUGUGCGACGCCAAUCAGCCCAAGAGGAGACAUCCUCCGGAGUUUCUUACCGACUUGCACAACCCCAAUAACCUGACGUGUUGGCAGUCGGAGCCCUUCACCUCCAACCCUCACAACGUCACUUUGCACCUAGCGCUGGAGAAGUUGUACGAGCUCACCUACAUCUCCUUGGAAUUCUGCUCUCUGCGUCCGGACUCCCUGUCCGUCCUCAAGUCGCAGGAUUACGGCAAGACGUGGCAGCCGUAUCACUACUACUCCAGCCAGUGCCGAAAGGUCUACGGGAAGACCAAGAAUGCGGCGAUUACAAAGCAGAACGAGCAGGAGGCCAUCUGUAGCGACAUCCAGAGCCCCGACCUGACGUCGGUAGCGGCGGCCGGUUCACGGGUCGCCUUCAGCACCUUGGAAGGUCGCCCCUCCGCCUUCGAUUUCGACAACAGCCCGGUCCUGCAGGACUGGGUGACAGCCACGGAUAUCAAGGUGAUCUUCAACCGUUUGCCAUCGCUGGGAGACGAGGAGUUAGACGACUCCAUCCGAGAGAGCUACUAUUACGCCGUGUCCGACUUCUCCGUCGGUGGCCGGUGCAAGUGCAACGGGCACGCGUCUCGGUGCAUCAAAGACCGGGACGGGAAUCGUGUCUGCGACUGCAAACACAACACAGCGGGAGCAGAGUGUGAGAUGUGCAAGCCGUUCCAUUACGACAGACCCUGGGCACGGGCAACCACCAAAGAAGCCAAUGAAUGUGUCCCCUGCAACUGCAACCUGCACGCUCGCAAGUGCCGCUUCAACAUGGAGCUGUACAAGCUGUCUGGACGCAAGAGCGGCGGGGUCUGCCUGAACUGCAGGCACAACACGGCGGGACGCUACUGCCACUACUGCAAGGAGGGGUUCUACAGAGACGAAGCCAAGCCCGUCACGCAUCGCAAGGCUUGCAAAGCUUGUAACUGCCACCCUGUGGGAUCAUCUGGCACGGUCUGCAACCAGACCACAGGCCAGUGUCCCUGCAAAGACGGCGUGACCGGACUAACAUGUAACCGGUGCGCCAAGGGCUACCAGCAGAGCCGAUCCACCGUCGCCCCCUGCAUAACUACUGUUGUGCCAAACCUAGAUGGACAGGAUCUUGAGUGGGGUCGCACUGAGAUCACAGGAAUUCCACCACCGGAACACUCCAUCACAAAUAGCCCUCCGCCAGAGGAACCUUCCCCAGAUGAGUGUCCAGACUGUUCAAAGAGCACCAAAAUCAGCCACAAGAGGUACUGCAGGACAGAUUACGUCAUUCAAGCCCACGUUCUCUCCCGAGAGAUGGGGAAUGACUUUGUCAAAUUCACCAUCAACGUCAUGUCGGUGUUCAAGCGCGGCAGCCAGCGCAUCCGACGCGGCGACCAGUUCCUGUACGUGCCGCGCCACGACCUCACCUGCAAGUGUCCCAAACUCAGGCUGGGGAAGAAGUACCUGAUCCUGGGCGACAACAACGAUAACGAGGACCAGGACGGACUUUACGCCGACAGGCACAGCAUCGUGCUGCAGUGGAAGGACGAGUGGAACCGGCGGAUGCGCAAAAUCCGACGGAAGGCGAGGUCCGGCGAGUGCUAGUGUUUGGAAAGAUAAAAGUGAGGCGGUUUCUGUUGAUUUGUUUCCCUUAGUCCACCAUAAAGAGGCAGUUUUGGAAGUCCUUUUUCCAAAUUUGACGGUAACCUUAUAGAUUAGUUUGAUGAGGCAAAUAUCGUGCUUUCCCGAAAAUGCCACCCAGCAGAUUCAGAAUGAGGCUAUGGUUAAACGUAGGCUGGUACCUAUCCGGUGUUAUCCUUGUUUAUCUUUGAUGUGUUCUUGGGGACAUGAAAAUAAGUUAACUUAAGGUUGGCAUCAGAUUUGCAGAAAACUUAUUCUGUAAAAAGAAAUGCAUACAACAUUUCAACACUUUAAUUUUACUAGAGGCCUCUCACUACAGUUAAUGGUAAAGUGCAUCUUCUCGAUUUUUUGGGAAGUUUUUUUGGGGGGUAUGGGCAUUGAUAAAAAUGCAGUCCAAAUAAUAAAUGAAAAUAAUUCAACCCUGAAAAACGCUUCCUGUAUCUUUCAAAAAUGGCUGAUGAACUGUUCACGUAAACAGGGUGCAGUAAGUCAAAAAUUUCUGUGUAACAUUUGGGUCAAAAAUCUGACGUCUUUGAUAUCAGUUUCAUUCUGUUGAAAGCAGUAUGGGAUAAUGUUAUAGGUGGACACAGAAAGGCUGAUAUAAUGGUAUGUGAAUAGUUUUUGAAUGAGAAAUUGUUUAAAUAAGAUAUUUUAGAGAAAAAAAAGUUAAACAAUUUGAUUGGCAUUGUAUAAAGGCGGCACAAUUGUAUCAUAUAAAAAUGCAUAGCUGUAUACUAUUUUGUGCGUUGUUUAAUAUUACUGUUGUAGAGACUGACUUGAUAUUUUCUCCCUAUUUCGUCUUGAGUAUCAUGGUUUAAAAUGCUACCAGACAUGUUUUCUUGUGAAAAUAAUACGCGGUUUAGUCUGGUGCACCCGCUUCCAAGGUUUUUUUGUAUGCCUUAUUCAUUUAUAGACAUGUAUUUGAUUUUUCCAUGAAUAAAAUGGUUUCAUUUAUUAAACCACUAUCUAUUUAAAGACAACACAGUUUGUAUAUAGAUUUUUUUUAUUUAAUCUUUCAUAUCUUGCUUUUAAUAUUUUCCUUUUUCUAUGUUGCUGACUGGUUUUUCAGUAAUUUUUUUCUUACAAAGAAAAAAUAACUGUGUACAUGUUGUAUUCAAUAGUGUAUUUACCUCCAUUCGCAUUCUUCGGUUUUUUAAGAUAAUGUAAAAUGACUUAAAAACGAGCUACAUUAUUCAUGUACAUCUCUAUUUAGUCUUCUUUUGAUAAAUUGUGUAUUCUGAGCUUCACAGAACUGCACCACUGACAAUGGGUGUAAUGGUUAAAUGUUCCCAGUGAUUAGUGUCAAAAAAUAUAUUUUAUUUUCUUUAUCAAAAAUACAUGUAUUACAACACUGAAUUUGUUUUUUUGUGAAUGAAGACGUGGACCCAAUAUCAUGGCACUGCUUAACAGUUAGCCGAAAAAAACUACUGCUUACUACAGCAGAAAAUAAUGCUGCUGCUUAAGCACCAUUUCGUAAUGUGGACGUGCUAAUGGCUGCGCGCCAAGGAGAUUUAUAUUGUUGCGUCACUGAUUUAAGCAACGCUUUCCUCUGGGGUUAAGCGUGCUUUUGCUGUGCUUACUGCUUACGGUAUCUAUGAACUAGAUGGAGGCUCGGUAAGUACAAAAUCACCUGUUAAGCAGCGCUACAAAAUUGGGCUUGUGUCCAAAUUGCACUUUUAAAAAGUUGCUGAUUUUGUAAGUUGGAGAUCGGUUGGUCAUUAUUGCAACAAAUGCUAACCUCGUUAAUGCACAGGACAGCAUCGGAUAUAUAUAUUUUUCACCUCAAUUUUCUGGAAACUUUUUAUUCCUGAGUCUCGGGUACAUUACCUGGUAGGCCCUAAUCAAAUUGUGACUUUCGUCUGCUUUUCGCAGAAAAAGAAUUGGGUUCCGUUAUACCACAAUACUCCAUGUACCGGAACAGCGUCUCCCAUAAUUAUUUGAAUUGUUCACAAAUUGAUUGAAAAACUUAUUUUAAUGAAACCAAAUUUUUACAUGUAUUGUGAAACGGAAUUGGGAUUUAAUUCCUAGGUGUUUCCUAAUUUUGACACAUUGUUUCACAAUGCUGGGAAGAGGAUGAUAUAAUACUGCGUCCACUUUCUUCCACGUGAGCUUCACAGAGUGUUGUAUCAAGAUGAAGUUAUCACCCAAAUAUGCCGCUUCAUUAACAAAACCAAAGAAUAAAUGUAACUUUGAUAUUAAGCCAAAUGCAUCUCAUUUAAGGUAACCGGUAAGAUGUGUCAUUUUGCAGAAAUACUUUUCAAGGAAAAGGCUGAGCUUUUGAAAUAAUUAUCUUGGACAUUCAUCGUAUUCACAUCGACAUACUACUCAUUUAUCUUCAGUGUACCUGCUCAGUAUUAGUGCUUCAUUCAAAACAAAUGUUUUUUUUUGCAAAAUUUCCCACCAAUUGGACAUAUAUUAAUAAAACACUGUACAUUAAACUGAA
This is a messenger RNA of Patiria miniata (bat star), 5111 nucleotides long. RefSeq names its product netrin-1-like. Lineage: Eukaryota; Metazoa; Echinodermata; Asteroidea; Valvatida; Asterinidae. Bases 761 to 2632 code for a protein of 623 amino acids. The record is from RefSeq and is a predicted model, not a curated record. Gene Ontology annotation, molecular function: protein binding. The transcript is spliced from 8 exons.